AUGGUAAUGUCGACUUCUAAUCACCAUAACCGGCUUCCUCUUCGAGAACGGAGGAAGAUGUGGGUUGGUUGUUUCAAAGCAAUGUCAUGUUUCAGUUCGAACAAAGGAGAGAGCCGUAUAGUGCCAGCUUCAAGAUUACCUGAAGGCAACGUAUCAACUGGUCAUCAUCAUCAAUCAAAUCAAUCUCAAGCAACAGGACUAAGCAACAGAGCUACAAUGUCAAUGCUUGCUCCACCUUCGUCUCCAGCUUCUUUCUCACAAUCUCCAGCUCCUUCCAUAACUCAAUCCCCGAACAACCAUCUCCGGUUAUCCGCUAACUCUCCCGGAGGUCCUUCCUCCGCAAUGUUCGCAACCGGUCCUUACGCUCACGAGACUCAGCUUGUGUCACCACCGGUUUUCUCAACUUACACCACAGAGCCGUCCACUGCUCCGCUCACUCCUCCUCCUGAGUUAGCUCAUCUCACCACUCCUUCUUCACCGGAUGUGCCUUACGCUCGGUUCUUGACAUCUUCCGCUGAUAUCAAGAACGUUUCUGCAAACGAUCUUCACGCAACGUACGCGUUGUAUCCCGGAAGUCCUGCGAGCAGUCUGAGAUCACCACUCUCGAGGAUCUCAGGGGAUGGAAGAUCUUCGUCGUUCCCCGAGCGUGAGUUCUCACCGAACUGGGAUCCGUUGGCGUGUUCGAGGAGUGACUCUAGCUAUGCGCAGACACCUGAGACGAACACUACUCCAAAAGCCUCUGAAGGUUCGAAUUUCUUCUGUCCUGCCACGUUUGCUCGGUACUAUAUUGACCACGACGCUCCGUUCUCUCAUACUGGAGGGAGACUCAGUGUUUCCAAGGACUCGGAUGUUUAUCCGAAUAGUGGAAGUGGUCAGCGUAUUUCCAAGCAAGAUAUGGAAGAGCUUGAAGCGUACAGAGCUUCGUUUGGUUUCAGUGCUGAUGAAGUCGUUACUACGAGCCAGUACGUGGAGAUCACACAUGUUAACGAUGACUCGUUGAGACCUCGUAGUGCCUUGGAUGCAUCAGAAGGUGAAGAGCUAAAAUCGUAUCACUCAGAGGCAGCUGCUAGCUUGGACUUACAAGAGCCGCUCGAGUUGUACAAUGAUCACAUGCGGAGAUCAAGCACGCCAGGCCAAGCAAAGACGAGCAGAAGGUACAAGACCGGUGUGUGUAGUUCGGAUGCGGAAGUCGAUUACAGAAGAAGUGGACGAAGCUUCAGAGAAGGCAGAGGAGAUUUUGCGUGGCAUGACUAG
Microthlaspi erraticum is the source of this 1254-nucleotide messenger RNA. NCBI's taxonomy places the organism in Eukaryota, Viridiplantae, Streptophyta, Magnoliopsida, Brassicales, Brassicaceae. The record is from the annotation of a GenBank genome assembly.